Messenger RNA from Colossoma macropomum (tambaqui), 3993 nucleotides. RefSeq names its product fas-binding factor 1 homolog. The coding region runs from base 439 to 3969 and encodes 1176 amino acids. The record is from RefSeq and is a predicted model, not a curated record. NCBI's taxonomy places the organism in Eukaryota, Metazoa, Chordata, Actinopteri, Characiformes, Serrasalmidae. Gene Ontology annotation, cellular component: ciliary transition fiber; ciliary basal body; centriole. The transcript has 29 exons. Gene Ontology annotation, biological process: cilium assembly; establishment of epithelial cell polarity.
UUCAAAACUGCAGGGCGACAGCUUUUGUUUUGUUGCCGGAAAAAUAUUAUUGAAUAUAGGUCUUCCAUGUGAGGAUAUUUAUUUAUCAGUGUGUUUCGGUAAUAUCCUCGGAUGGCCAAAUUCUCAGCGGUCCAUUUUUUUGCAGAACUAGUAAUGGCUAAGCUAAGGCUAACUGAGCCACAGCUAACUAUUCUAUCUAACUAACAGCUAAUCUGGCCGUUAGUUCUCUCUUGAAUGAAUGAAUCCCAAACGGAUCAAAUAGCGCUCUGCUGAUUUUGAGAAUAGUCGAGAUAGUAAAUAACCGAAUAUGCUUGACGAAUAAAUAACUGUUAAUCAGGAUUAAUAGAAAUUUGGGUUUAGCCCAUGCUGUGGUUGCCAAUGGCGACGUGGACGCUCAGCCCGCUCUGAUUUAUCUGAAGAAGCUGGACAUUACUGGCCAUGACUUCAAAACAGAAGAAGGGCCUGGGAGGGUCAAUUGAUGACGUAUUGGGGGAUCUCUUAGGAGACAGUGAUGACCCACCCAUGAAAACCAGAUCUCCUGCUGCUGGACUCGGCCGGCCUACAGGGGUCCUACCGUCCCGCAGUGGCAAGAGGUCUUUGCUGGACGAUGAUUUCUUUAGUAAAUUGGCAGAGGAGGCUGAGAAAGAAGAUGAGGCUUCUGAUGUGUCCGAGGCAGAUCCCAAGGCUUUGCUGGAGAGCAUGAAGGACAUGGAUGACAUGGAUGCUGAUCUCUUUGGCCCAAAGAGAAAGCCCAGCUCGGCCCCAGCUCAGAGUAAAACCUCUGGAGCAGUAGGAUCCAAACAUGGAGCAGCCAAAUUAGAAGCUGAGGUCACAAGCAACCAGCCAGUAGAGCCAGAUGAGAGGAAGCCCAGCUCAGCUCCAGCAGCUACAGUUAGAGGCUACAAGAAAUUUAGCUUCAUGGAUGACCUUGAUUAUCCUUUGGGUGACCUGCUGGAUGAUCUGGAUCAGGAGCCAAAGAGGACUCUUUCAGGGAAAACAGAAAAGUCACCCUCACCUUCCCCAUUAAGACAAAAGAAAGAGGACAUAGCAUCUCCUGCGCCUGUGUCUAAGAAACGAGAAGAGCUAACCUUCGAUGAUGAUGAAGAUGAUUUGAUGGAUGCACUAGGAUUCAGUGACAGCCUGAAAGUGAGAGGCAGUGCGCUCACCCCCAAAAAAGAGAGUGAGGUUCCUCAGAGGGCACGCACCAGACUGGAUGAGAUUCUGGGAAUCGGGACGUCUCCACGCCUGCUAGAGAGACCCGCCACUGGUGAGAAAAAAGACACAACACAGCCAGAAAGACCAGCGGAGAAAACAUCAGAAAGAUCCGCAGAGAGACAGCCCCAGAAAAGCUCAGCCGGCAAAGACUCUGUGUUUGGUGAGGAAGAUUUCACCUUUGGCUCAUACCAGCCAACAGUUGUGUCAACCCCAGAGGGACGGCAGUCCCGCAGACAGUCUGUCCGGUUCUCCACUGAAGAUGUCAGCUCUCAUUCUCCAGAACGCAGGACCAAGCCCUCCACCCCGUCCACCCCCACCUCCAUACGACCUGCUCGGCCCGCAUCAGACUGGCUCGGCCUCAAACAGGACGAAAACGAAAAUGAAGAGGACGAGCAGAAGGACCAGAUGAAAGAGUCUACAGGAGCAGCUGAGAGUCUAAAACCCCCUCCUUCUCCCUCACAUGGGUCAGAGAAGCCCCCCAGCAGAGGAGGACAAACUUCCAAGCCUGCAGAGGUACUCAGAGCAGCAACAUCCUCUCCAAAAACCUCCAAACCCACAGCGUCCAACAUCCAGCUGCAGCUAGAAGAGGAGAAAACAGAGGAGGACUGGCUGGCUGGGGCACUCAGUAAGAGAAAAACUCAAACAGUUAAACACUCAGAUGACAGAGAGAAGAGGCAGGAGGAGUCUCUGGGGCUCGGAGAGGAGAUGGACUCAUUCCUCAGUAAACGAAAUGCCACCUCUACUCCACGCAGAAGACAGGAAGACACAGCCAUGCCUCGCAGACAGCCCAGCAGUGAAUCUCUGGUUGUCUCUGGCAGACAGCAGAGCCCCACACCUGCUCCAGUCCCCAACACAGGAGUCCAGCACAUGUCUGUGCCUCAGCAGAGGACUGGAGAUGAGCGUACGGCACCUGUGCAGCAGGUGGCUCUCUCUUCCACACAGCCACAAGUGACUCUCUCUGCGGACGGCAUUCAGCAGCUCUUACUGCAGCAGCAGCUGGCGCAGGCUCAGCUGUGGGGUUUAGGAGGGCCAUUGGAGCUGGGUUCUUUGCAGAGACAGAGGAGAGAUGCAGAGCAAGAACCUGGAGAAGUGGCUUCACUCCAGGCUAAAAUCAUACAGCUGGAGGGACAGGUGAGGAGUCUUCAGCUGGAAAAGGAUCAGAUCCAGAUGCUGCUGGACAGCGUCCAACAGAGACACAAACAAGACACAGAGCUUAUGGAGAACACACACAGAGCUCGCGUGAAGUUGUUGGAGGAGUCUGGGUCCCAGCGGGAAGAACGAGCGCGGCAAGAGAACGAGGACCUGGCAGAACGUCUUGCUGCAGUGACUCGCAUGGCAGAGCAGGAGAGAGCCGAGCUGCAGGCGCAGAACCAGCGUAGGCUGGCGCAGUGCCAACAGGACCGCGACCGAGAGGUGGAGAGACUCCGUGACCUCCAGAGGAAGUCCAUACUGGAGAUGAAGAAAGAUCAUGAGGAACAGGUGCAGAGACUCAGGAGGCUGAAGGAUGAGGAGAUUGAUGCAGUAACCAGUGCUACCUCACAGACUAGGUCUCUGACAGCAGUGAUUGAGCAGAUGGAGCAGUUUUCUCGCAGGUUGGGUGAUCUGUCGUCUCGUGUGGAGAUCACUCAUGAAAACACGGCACAAGGUCUGGAGUUGGGGGCCAGGCAGAGAGACGAGCAGCUCCGAGUGCUGCAAGAGCGCCUGACCCAGCAGCAGAGGGAGAUGGCUGAGGAGAGAGCCCGACUGAAAGAGGUCAUAGCCAAGAUGGACACACAGCUGGCUGAGCAGCAGAGGCAGCUUCAGCAGGAGCGCUGGCGGGUGACGGCGGAGCAGGCUAAAGCUGAGUCAGCGUUAAGGGGCCUGGAGGAGGAGAGACGGAGCAUGAUGCAGCAUUUUGCCAUGGAACGAGAGGAGCUGGAGAGAGCCAAGUCUGCUCUGUUAGAGGAGCAGCAGACGGUGAUGCAGCGCUGUGCUGAGGAGCGGAGGAAGCUUGCAGCGGAGUGGACGCAGUUCCACACUCAGGAGAAAGUGCGUCAGGAUCGAGCGGAGCGUGAAGCCAGCCGGGCAAUGGAGAGAGAGGCGCACAGAGAGGGAACCAUUAUCAGCAUCGCACAGGAGCAGGCCGAGCUGAAGCUGCGAGCAGGUGAGCUGAAGCAGAGAGAGGAUGCGCUUCAGCGAGAAAGAGAGAACCUGGAUAAGCUGAGAGAGGAGCUGGAGAGAGAGAAGGAGAAACUAAGUGCAGCAGCUUUACGGCUCAAAAGCCGUGCACAGGAGGUGGAGAGUUUCAGCAAGCUGGCGUCAGAGCGGUAUGAGGAGGGUGAGCGGGCACUACAGGAGGCCAGGCAGGUGGAGACAGAACACAAGGCUCGACUUCACACUAUCCACACCGAGAUGGAGCGACUCAGGAAGCAGGAGCAGAGCCUACAGCAGGAGCGAAUGAUGAUGACUGAUCAUCGCAAAGAGGUGGAGAGAAUGAGACAAAGCCUUCCCAUCAACGCUUUACCUCUCUCAGCUGCACCGUUAUUAACAGAAUUUUCCCCAGCAUUUGCCAGCACUCAGGUGGGUGCUACAGUGGCUGUUCCUCCUCCUCCUGUAGUGAACACUGUCUCCAGUGGUGUUUCUCCAGAACUACAGGCAACACUGGCGUUGCUGAGACACACAGCAGAAAAGGACCGGGACUUCCUUCAGGAUGAGCAGUUUUUCCUGGACACACUUAAGAAAGCACCCUACAACUCAGCCUUCCACACUGCAUGACAAACAAGACAGGCAAACUGUGCC